Messenger RNA from Megalobrama amblycephala (Wuchang bream), 4710 nucleotides. RefSeq names its product LARGE xylosyl- and glucuronyltransferase 1 (gene large1). The transcript has 15 exons. The record is from RefSeq and is a predicted model, not a curated record. Gene Ontology annotation, molecular function: glucuronosyltransferase activity; xylosyltransferase activity. Gene Ontology annotation, biological process: protein O-linked glycosylation via mannose. NCBI's taxonomy places the organism in Eukaryota, Metazoa, Chordata, Actinopteri, Cypriniformes, Xenocyprididae. The coding region runs from base 549 to 2822 and encodes 757 amino acids.
GGAUUGUGGAUUGAAGCAGUGAUUGGAGGAUAUGUUGGGAUUGAGGACUGGAGGAGGAUGGGAAACAAACAGGGAGUGUUAAGAGAGGCCGCAGUGUUCAUGUUAAACGCAACCAUAUCACAAAAUUGAUCGAAUAAACGGCGCGUUUUGCGGAAUGUGAGGUGUAACUCGCGUGCAGGGAAGCAGAAGACAAUAUUUCCAGCAGAUUUUUCCUAAAAACACCCCGCAUCUAUCAAAUCCAGCAUGCGGCAUUUUCACGCGCUAAUCGUGGAUCUGAAAUGGACACAAAUGAGACACUGACAUAUCUGUGAUAUCUCCUCACGGUGAUUCUGACUGGAUUGGUGCACAAAGCCCUUAGUUCUUCAUUCAUGCACAUAUCACACGGAUAUACUGAAGAUCAUCUGUUCGUCUCUUGUUUGGGGUUUAUUUUAUUGACAGUAACGGACUCGUUCAGUCACAGUGAUUUCAGCAUCACAGCAUGUACCCCCCAUCCAAACAGCUGAUGCCCACAUAGAGGUCUCUGAACAGACACCCUCUGGCUGCAGAGGAUGCUGGGAAUGUGUCGUGGGCGCAGGAAGUUUGUGGCUGCCUCCCUCGCCCUGAUCUUUAUUCCGGCCCUCACCUGGCUCUAUCUGUCAUCUGCAAACUUCACAGUCAAACCGCUGCCUCUGUCGCCGUUGGAUCCUCAGUCAUCUGUGCUGAUCGGUGCGGCCGCUGAGCAUCAGGCUUUGGAGCUGCGGCUGCGAGAAGUAGAGGAACAUAACCAUGCACUGCGGAGAGAGAUUAGCCUGCCGCCCAGGGUCCCGACCCAUAGCAGUCAUCAUAGCAAUGGUCGCCAAGGCAACCAGUUACACACCCAUUCCACUGAAGAGGGAACAGGUGAUAGCGAAGCUAAAAAAGGAGUUGCCUCGGGCAACAGCUCGGACUGUGUGCCUCAGCCUGUGGUGAACAAAUGUGAGACCAUUCAUAUUGCCAUCGUGUGUGCGGGGUACAAUGCGAGCAGAGAUGUCGUCACUUUGGUCAAGUCAGUUCUGUUUCACAGACGGAACCCACUCCACUUCCAUUUUAUCACGGACUCCAUCGCUCGGAAGAUCCUGGCCGAUCUCUUUCACACCUGGAUGGUGCCGGCCGUUCAUGUCAACUUCUAUGACGCUGAUGAGCUGAAGUCUGAGGUGUCUUGGAUCCCGAACAAGCAUUAUUCUGGCAUCUAUGGCCUGAUGAAGCUGGUGCUGACCAAAACGCUGCCCUCCGACCUACAGAAGGUCAUCGUCCUGGAUACUGACAUCACCUUUGCCACAGACAUCGCUGAGCUGUGGGUCGUCUUCCACAAGUUCAAAGGUCAGCAGGUUCUUGGUUUAGUGGAGAAUCAGAGCGAUUGGUACCUGGGGAACCUGUGGAAGAACCAUCGGCCAUGGCCAGCGUUGGGCAGAGGCUUUAACACAGGUGUGAUUCUGCUGUUGUUGGAUCGUUUGAGGAAGCUGAAGUGGGAACAGAUGUGGCGGCUGACGGCAGAGAGAGAGCUCAUGAGCAUGCUGUCUACAUCACUCGCUGAUCAGGACAUCUUCAAUGCUGUGAUCAAGCAGAACCCGUUCCUGGUGCACCAGCUGCCCUGUUUCUGGAACGUUCAGCUGUCAGAUCACACCCGCUCUGAGAAGUGCUACAAAGACGUGUCCGACCUCAAGGUGAUUCACUGGAACUCUCCGAAGAAACUGCGUGUUAAGAACAAACACGUGGAGUUCUUCAGGAAUCUCUAUCUGACGUUCCUGGAGUAUGAUGGGAAUCUGCUGAGGCGUGAGCUCUUUGGCUGUCCCAGUGAAACAGACCACAAUUCAGAGAAUCUCCAAAAGACCCUAUCCGAGCUGGAUGAAGAUGACCCAUGUUAUGAGUUUCGUCGGGAACGCUUUACUGUGCACCGCACACACGUCUAUUUCCUGCACUAUGAGUAUGAACCAACCUUAGAUAACACUGACGUGACGCUGGUGGCACAGCUUUCUAUGGACAGACUGCAGAUGCUAGAGGCCAUCUGUAAGCACUGGGAAGGCCCCAUCAGUCUGGCCCUCUACCUCUCAGAUGCCGAAGCCCAGCAGUUCCUGCGAUACGCUCAAGGCUCCGAGGUCCUGAUGAGCAGGAGCAAUGUGGGAUACCACAUUGUCUAUAAAGAAGGCCAGUUCUACCCUGUUAACCUGCUGCGUAAUGUUGCUAUGGGGCAGGUCAACACACCCUACAUGUUCCUGUCGGAUAUUGACUUCUUGCCCAUGUAUGGACUCUAUGAGUACCUCAGGAAAUCAGUUGUUCAGCUUGAUAUGGCGAACACUAAAAAGGCUCUUGUGGUUCCAGCGUUUGAAACGCUGCGCUAUCGGCUGUCCUUUCCCAAAUCUAAAGCAGAGCUCCUGUCACAGCUCGAUAUGGGCACUCUGUUCACAUUCAGAUAUCACGUCUGGACAAAAGGUCAUGCUCCAACAGACUUUGCCAAAUGGAGAACCGCUACAACACCGUACCGAGUUCAGUGGGAGGCCGACUUUGAGCCGUAUGUGAUGGUCAGACGAGAAAGCCCCGAGUACGACCGGCGCUUUGUGGGGUUUGGGUGGAAUAAAGUAGCUCACAUCAUGGAGCUGGACGCUCAGGAGUACGAGUUUGUGGUUCUGCCCAACGCCUACAUGAUCCACAUGCCACACGCGCCCAGUUUUGACAUCACCAAGUUUCGCUCAAACAAACAGUACCGUGCUUGUCUGAAGACACUGAAGGAAGAGUUUCAGCAGAACAUGUCCCGGCGCUACGGUUUCGCCGCGCUCAAAUACAUGACAGUGGAUAACAACAGCUAGCCGAGCACUUUGUCCAAGGAAGCGAUAAGAUAACUGCCAUGAGCUGAUCCAGGAGCGCUGUCUGACAGCACCUUUAUGGAUGUGUUCAGUGGAACUGAGAAAGCAGGGUCAUUAGGAGGCACGGCUCGUGAUCAUCCAUUCAUUCAGGGAUCUGAUGAGACGUUUAUCAAUGGUGUUUGACACCGGUGCCGAGAAUUAAACUCUUGAUUCGAAGUCACUUUUGUGAGAAGGCGAGCAGAUUCUACCAAUGGAAACUUCUAGGAAAAAAAACGAUGUCUUUUGUUUCUUAUUAAAAAUGGACAACAACACUGAUGCACUUCAGAUUAAAGCCUUGAAUCUGUCUGUCUCUCUUUCAUUCUGCCUGUCUGUCUCUCUGAAAGUCUAUCUAUUGGUUUGUUUACCUAUCAACCUUAUGUAUUCCUGUCUAGUUGUCUGCCUCUAUCUCUCUCUCUCUCUUCUUCUCUACAAUCGAUCCUUCUGUCUGUGCCUCUGUCUAAUAAUUUAUUUAUCUCUUUAACAAACUCUUUAUCUUUCUGCCUAACUAUGCCGAUUUUAGUCUGUCUGACAGUCUAUUUAACAAUCUGUUCAUAUCUUUCUCUCUCUAACAAUUUGUCUGUAUCUCUUUAUAUCUGUCUGUCUGUCUGUCUCUCUCUAUAUAAUUUUCCUAACAAUCUGUCUACAUCUCUGCCUAUAUCUUGUCUGUUUAACAAUGUCUGUUUAUUUAACACUGUCUGUAUUGGUUUAACAAUGUCUAUAUUUGUCUAUAUCUCUAUAUUUGUUUGUCUGCCUCUCUCCAUCUGAUUGUCUCUCUUUAUAUCAUCUGCCUGUCUAAAACUCUGUCUAUAUCUCUCUAUAACAGUUUAACAAUCUGUCAAUAUCUCUUUAUAUCUGUCUAAUUAUCUAUCUCUCUUUAUAUCAACAAUUUCUCUAAGGCUACGUUCACACUGUGAGCCUUCCGAUUUUUGCUCAGAUCUGAUUUUUUUUGUUUUGUAUAGCUGUUCACAUUGUUGUUUUAAAUGUGGCCAAUAUCAGAUUUCCAGUGUGAACAGAUCAUGGUUAUGAACUGACCUACAUACGCAAAAGACAGCUGGAAAAUGACUUCUCAGUUCCUUCUUUCUUGGGAGUUUCCCGGACGAGCCCCCAGCUGUUUUUUUUUUUUUUACCAUAAAAUCCACUCAUUUGCUUCUCAAAACUAGUCCAAACCUAGCGUGUUCCGUGGGGUAUUCCGGUAAAAAACACGUUCUGGGGGUUAAAUAUCGCGUUAAUGUGGUUGCUUAAACCCACGGAGUUGCAAAAAAAAACGCAGUAACAGUGAAAAAGUAACCCAAUUCUGCAGGAAAAUCGCAGAUUUGGCAACACACAUACGGAAGUAAACAUGGAGGGCAUUAAAGUAAGCGAUUACACGUUUAUUACUUAAAAGUUCUGACACAUCACUGCCCUUCUACUGACUUUGUAUGUAAAAUCUUUGAAUAGACUCCCAUGAGCGCAGAAUCGUGAUGAAUGUUGAUAUCGAGUGACAUAAAAAUCGCAUGAAUUCCGAUAUGACUGUUCACACUGCGGUCGCAUUACAAAUCAUCUGACCUGUAUCGGAUUUAGUACCACAAAUGGAAGUGGCACAAAUCGGAAUCGACAAGAUCAGAUUCCAUGUGGUUUGUACUGUUCACACCGUCAUGGGGAAAACAGAUACGAGUCACAUGUGGGCGAAACCAAAUCAGAUUUGGACCACAUUUACCUGCAGUGUGAACGUAGCCUAACAAUCUGUUUUCUCUCUUGAUUCAAGGUUUCAGUCUCAGUGUUGACACAGUUGUUGUGUGUUUUGAAGUAGUUGGAAAUGUUCAUUCUAACUGCAGAUGUGAACAGUGUAAUAAACAGGGAUCUUCAUUCAUCG